AUGAUACCACCACCAGCAACGAUUGUGGCUGCUCUGUCAUGUCUGGCCAUCUCUACUGGCGUAUAUUACGCCGUGAGACCUCUGCCUCGACAAACACAGAUACGCAAACGGGAUGAAAGAGUACUCGUUAUCGGUGCUUCGAGUGGGAUAGGUCGGUCGAUCGCACACGAAUAUGCCGCCAGAGGAGCAAAUGUGUGCGUUGCGGGUCGGAGGGCCGAAUUACUCAAGAAAGUAUUGGAAGAAUGCGAUGCCUUGGGGGAGAAAGGGAAAUCCACUCAUAUGGCUGCAGAUUUCACGAAUGUGGAGGACCUGGUGCGCUUGCGACAGUUCGUAGAGGCCGCUGGUGUAUCUGCGCUGCAGCCGCUCAUGAAUGUUGCUGGUAUUGAUGACCCCAAUGCCGAUGCAACUUCAGAGGGUAUCACGCACGCCGUUGAGACUGCAAAGAAAGCGAUGAAUGGCAACUAUUUUGGUCCUCUCGGUGCUGCUGUAGCCUUUAUUCCUCUGCUUACUCGAACGUCCCCCUCGCCUUCUAUCCUCCUUGUAUCGUCUCUAGCCGCGGUAAUUCCAGCUCCUAGUCGCACACUUUACGCGUCUACCAAAGCUGCAUCCCUCGUACUCUACCAAGCUCUCUCCAUCGAGCAUCCCAGUAUUCGCUUUUCCGCUAUAUUGCCGUACACCGUUGAAGGUGACUUCCGCGCUUCUGCCGUCGAUGCCGGACCAGUCCGCGAAGCUGAUCCAAGUAAGCACGGAUUGAAGCGCGAAGUCGUGGCGCGGCGAUGUGUGCAAGCCGUCGAUGCCGGUGAAAAAGCCGUAUUCUUGCCCGCAUUCUACAGAGCAGGGUUGUUUCUCUAUUGGAUAUUCCCGGCCUUUGUCGAGUGGCGGGCAAGGAAGAAAUACGGAUUCACGACUUAA
Molecule: messenger RNA, 912 nt
Organism: Pleurotus ostreatus (oyster mushroom)
Lineage: Eukaryota; Fungi; Basidiomycota; Agaricomycetes; Agaricales; Pleurotaceae
Exons: 3
Coding region: 1-912 (303 amino acids)
Cellular component (GO): membrane
Molecular function (GO): oxidoreductase activity
Source: RefSeq, a predicted model, not a curated record